This is a messenger RNA of Sphaeramia orbicularis (orbiculate cardinalfish), 1919 nucleotides long. RefSeq names its product ubiquinol-cytochrome-c reductase complex assembly factor 1-like. The record is from RefSeq and is a predicted model, not a curated record. The coding region runs from base 155 to 1009 and encodes 284 amino acids. Gene Ontology annotation, biological process: mitochondrial respiratory chain complex III assembly. Lineage: Eukaryota; Metazoa; Chordata; Actinopteri; Kurtiformes; Apogonidae. Gene Ontology annotation, cellular component: mitochondrion. The transcript has 9 exons.
CGGGUUUCGGUGCCGGACAGAUUCCGUUGACAUUGCUGGAGGAGGAGGAGGGUUGGGGACAGUGUUACCAAACCUAAAAGCUUUUAUUGUCUAGGGGAGCCGCAUUUUAGUGGCAACCCGCUCCUUAGCUGUAGUGUGGGGACAUCUGGGAGUCAUGUAUCGGCGGCCGCUGCAGUCUGCCGUCAGAAACAUUCUGAAUGUGACCGCGAACAGAGCUGCCUACGGAAAGGUGUUAGAGGAAGCCAGUUUUGCCAGAGCUUUAGCAGCUUACCCACUGGCCACAGUCUCCUCUAACUGUCUGACACCAUGCCGGACACUGCACAGCAGCCCACAGCUGAGUCAUGUGAAGCAGACGCCUCAGCACACGGAGGAGGAAGUCGGGGCUUUCACUAAGCUCAUUGAGGCGAUGGGCUUCACUGGACCCCUCAAAUACAACAAAUGGAAAAUCAAGCUUGCUGCCCUGCGGAUGUACACAUGCUGUGUAGAGAGAAUCAACUAUGACGAGUUCUUCGAAAAAUGCUCCCUCCCUGACACACUUAACUCCUGGUUCCUGGUCGCCCAGCUGCAUGUAUGGAUGUGUUUGGUGCGGAUGCGUCAAGAGGGCAGAGAAGGAAAGUACAUGUGCCGUUACGUUGUUCACUCCAUGUGGGAGGAUGUGGACCAGAGGAGCAAAAUCAUGGGGAUUGAAGCCAUCGACAGGAAGGAAGCGACGAAAGUCAUGACGGAGACGUUCUACGCAGCGAUAUUUGGAUAUGACGAGGGAAUUGUGUCAGAUGACAGUAUUCUGGCUGCAGCUCUGUGGAGAAACCUGUUCAACUACCAGUGUGAGGACCCCAAACAGCUGGAGUUAAUGGUGGAAUAUGUACGCAAACAGAUGCAGUUCAUCGACGCUCUGGAUGGAGACGACCUUCUGCUGACAGGAGAGGUGAAGUGGCGUCCUCUGGUGGAGGCCAACGCACAGAGCAUCCUGAAGGUGGCCACGCCCACCUACAACGACACCGGACUGUGAGACCGGACAGGCCACGCCCCCUCCCAUCCACGGGCCACGCCCCCUCCUGUCCACGCUCCUCCUCCUGCUCCGCCCUCCUCCUCUAACCUGUACUCAGUUUGUUCUGACCGGAGCAGGGCUUUACUUCUGUCUUUUCUUCUCUUCCACCCCUUUUUCUUCCUGUAUACCUCCAAAACAGCUGCUGCUCCUUCUUCGUCUUCUUCUCCUCUUCCUCCUCCUCCUCUUCCUCCCUCUCUUUUCCUAAGCUGUUGGUGCAGUCUCAGUUAAACACAGGAUAAAACAGUCAGGGAUGUUUUUUCAGAUCCAGUUUUCUCUCCUUUAUCCAAACUCCCGCUCAUCUACAAAGUCAAACCACAUCAGCUGGAGACUUCACUGGUCCAAAAACAAGUAGGAAAUGCCAUACACCAUGUCCACCAUGAUCUUCCUCCUGUUGGGUCUGAGAGCUUCUGCUGCGAAAAAACCAUUGAACUGUGUGUAGAGGAAAACCAGCAGAAGAAAACAGCGUGGAGCCUGUGUAUUUAUAUUCAUCUGUUUUCCCCUGAACUUCCAGACUGUAUUUAUGAAGCCUGUGUUCCUGCUCAUGUUUACACUCUGUUUCCUCACACUCUUCACUGCGCAUUGAAGAGUUUCAGCUCAAAACAUGUGACAGCUUCAAGUUAACGGGUUCCAGGAAAUAGUCAGUACCUCCUCUAGAUGAACUCUGCUCUGUAUCUGUGUGUGUGUGUGUGUGUGUGUGUGUGUGUGUGUAUCGCCACCAUUCGUCUGGAUCUUCUGUUCGUUUUUUCCCAUGAUGCUCUCAGACCCAAACAGGAAGUUCAGUUUUGUACAGACCUGGAUGUCAUCACUGUCAGAAAAUAAAGAGACUUUUCUGUUUUUAAAAGGUCCAAUAAAAUGUUCUCUGGAUGUGUAC